AUGCUCGGACGAGCGCUAAUACGAACAUUUUUGUCGCCGACGGUCCCUGUGGCCGCUUGCACCACGCAAAUCGCCGGUGUUCAUCAUCACAAGGAGGCCGGCGAUAUGAAGAGAUUUACCGGCGUUACGCGUUCAAACAAGGCAAAAGCGAAUAGAAAUACACAUGUCAAUGAGAAACUGUUCAGAAAGAUGCGUGGCCGUAAAACUCUUCUCGUCGAGCUUCCCGAAGAUUCUGCGCGAGAACGAGAAUCGGAAAUGCCUCCAGGAGAGAUGAGAACAGAACUUCUGAAGCGAGGCCUCAAUCCAUACAAGGAAGCACAGCCAAGAGUCUGGAAUGAGGCUCAGGUCACUUUUCAGUCCAUUUACGGUAUCGCUGACCCAUAUGUGCCACCAGAGACUCCAGCUUCAUUUACCGAUGUGAACAACAAAUUCGACGAGGUCAAGCAGCGACUGCAGCACAAAUUCUACAACUGGCGCAUGGGAACGAAUCGGAUUCGCAAGAAGCAGGGAUUCGAGAAGUUCGAUGUCAAAACCUUCUGUGCGAAGGCAGAAGAUAUCUAUGAGAGAGCUCACAAGGCAAUGGAGGCCAGGGAUAAGAAGGAGAUGUAUCGGUGUAUUACGGAGUAUGCGUUCGCGAAAAUGUGGCCGGAUGUUGAAAACGGAUCGGUUCGUUUCGAGCUAGUCUCCAUUGUAGAACCAUCUCGUGUCGUGGCGGUUCGCUGUUUCGACAAUCCACCAAAAUCUGGAAACGACAUUGCUCAAAUCACGGUUAGAAUGCACACAAGACAAAAGCUCGCCCUUUACGAUCGCUUUGGAGGUCUUAUCCUAGGAUCUGAGGACGAGGAGAAGGACGUUGUUGAGUAUGUGGUGUUCGAGAAUCAUAUCGCAGUGGUGGAUGGAGAAUGGAGAUUGCACGGAAAGAUUUACCCGAAAUGGAUUGAGCCGAAGCAAGGAACACAUAUUACGCAUCAAUUGACACAGAAGGAAGCUGGGGUACAGGUGGCAAAGGCGAAUGCACUGCCAUUGAGAACUACGGAGAAGUUGGAGGAGGCGAAGAAGGAGAAGGAGGCAGCAAACAGUUCCUAA
Molecule: messenger RNA, 1086 nt
Organism: Caenorhabditis briggsae
Lineage: Eukaryota; Metazoa; Nematoda; Chromadorea; Rhabditida; Rhabditidae
Gene: Cbr-mrpl-45
Product: Protein CBR-MRPL-45
Exons: 4
Coding region: 1-1086 (361 amino acids)
Cellular component (GO): mitochondrion
Source: RefSeq, a predicted model, not a curated record